Quercus lobata is the source of this 456-nucleotide messenger RNA. RefSeq names its product lysine-rich arabinogalactan protein 19-like. The record is from RefSeq and is a predicted model, not a curated record. Lineage: Eukaryota; Viridiplantae; Streptophyta; Magnoliopsida; Fagales; Fagaceae. The transcript is spliced from 2 exons. Bases 1 to 456 code for a protein of 151 amino acids.
AUGUCCGUAAAUGAGCAUGCAAACAAUGGGGAUGAGACUGAACUAGCAGCUGCUGCAACCCCAAGCACAACUGCAGCACCCGUAAGUACACCGACCCGUGGUCAUCGUGCUACUACAAGCCCAAGCACAAGCGCAGCUAGGGGUCGUCUUCGGCCUGCUACAGCAACCCCAAGCACAAGUGCAGUCAGGGGCCGUGGUCGGCGUGCAACAACCCCUCGGGUUGUAACUACUCUUAAGAUGCCUCCACCCAUCCUGCAGGCAUCUCCUCAGCCUGAGGUCCCUUCACCCAUCCCAUAUGCAUCUCCUCAGCCCGAGGUCCCUUCACCCAGCCCACCUUCGCAGCCCAAUUUCGAUGUCAGUAUUGACCAAAAUGUGACCCCUCCUAUACUCCCCGAGACACCCUCAUACGCACACACCGGCUCUAGUGCACCCACUCCUGGCCUCUACAUAAAGUAG